Molecule: messenger RNA, 3795 nt
Organism: Pungitius pungitius (ninespine stickleback)
Lineage: Eukaryota; Metazoa; Chordata; Actinopteri; Perciformes; Gasterosteidae
Gene: prkcz
Product: protein kinase C, zeta
Exons: 18
Coding region: 180-1973 (597 amino acids)
Biological process (GO): protein phosphorylation
Cellular component (GO): cytoplasm; nucleus
Molecular function (GO): protein binding; protein serine/threonine kinase activity; ATP binding
Source: RefSeq, a predicted model, not a curated record
AACGGAAGAAACUUCACAGAGCUCGACAAGUUGCCCCUCGGUAGUACCGGACAGAACGUCACACCGGACCCAUGUAACGGUCGGCUUUUACCUGCCGACGUGAGCGGGGACACAGCGGACGUCAGUUCGGGCCGUUGGGUCAGUUGGGAGUAUCGGUAACGUUACACGUUGAGCGUACGAUGCAUAUGCUCGCGUCAAACGGAUCCAUAAUGGACCUGGGUUCGGCGUCGGUGAAGAUUAAAGCACACUACUGCGGGGACAUGCUGAUCGCAGACUUGGCAGCCACGGUAACCUUCGUGGAGUUGCGCGAGGAGGUGAGAACGAUGUGCAGCGUUGCCAAGCAGCAGCCUGUCACACUCAAGUGGAUCGAUGACGAAGGGGACCCUUGUACCAUCUCGUCUCAAAUGGAGCUGGAGGAGGCAUUUCGUAUUUACAGCCGGACCAAGAGGUCUGGUCUCCAGCUGCACGUUUUCCCCAGUAUCCCGGAGCGACCCGGCCUGCCCUGCCCUGGAGAAGACAAAUCCAUCUACUGCCGAGGGGCCAGAAGAUGGAGGAAGCUCUACCGAGUCAACGGACACCUCUUCCAGGCCAAGCGCUUUAACAGGAAAGCCUACUGUGGCCACUGUGCUGAGAGGAUAUGGGGGCUGGGCGGGCAGGGCUACAAGUGUAUCAACUGCAAACUGCUGGUCCAUAAGCACUGUCACAGACUCAUCCCUCAGACCUGCCAAAGGCUUAUGGAUCCAGUCAUGCCAUCACAGGAGCCCCCUUCAGAUGCCAGGAGUGAGGAAGUUGACCUUCCACCAGAGGACACAGACGGAAUACCUUUUCUACCACACAACUUUACAGUGGAAACGACACAGGAUGCAGAUACACAGGACAUCAAAGCGGUGGUGGACGGCAUUGAUGGCAUCAAGCUGUCCCAGGGCCUGUCUCUCGGGCUGGGGGACUUUGAACUGAUCCGAGUGAUUGGGCGCGGCAGCUACGCCAAAGUGUUGCUGGUCCGGCUGAAGAAGAACAAGCAGGUGUACGCCAUGAAGGUCGUGAAAAAGGAGCUGGUCCACGAUGACGAGGACAUCGACUGGGUGCAGACAGAAAAGCACGUGUUUGAGCAGGCUUCCUCCAACCCCUUCUUAGUAGGCCUGCACUCCUCGUUCCAGACCGAAAGUCGGUUGUUUCUGGUGAUUGAAUAUGUGAACGGGGGGGACUUGAUGUUUCAUAUGCAACGACAAAGGAAGCUCCCUGAAGAGCAUGCAAGGUUUUAUGCUGCUGAAAUCUGUAUCGCUCUGAACUUCCUGCAUGAAAAGGGCAUCAUUUACCGAGACCUGAAGCUGGACAAUGUUCUCUUGGACCACGAGGGACACAUCAAGCUCACAGACUACGGCAUGUGCAAGGAAGGGAUUAGACCAGGUGACACCACUAGCACCUUCUGUGGAACGCCCAACUACAUCGCGCCCGAGAUCCUCAGAGGAGAGGACUACGGCUUCAGUGUGGACUGGUGGGCUCUGGGCGUGCUGAUGUUUGAGAUGAUGGCUGGGAGAUCCCCCUUCGACAUUAUCACCGACAACCCCGACAUGAACACAGAGGAGUACCUCUUUCAAGUUAUUCUUGAGAAGCCCAUUCGCAUCCCAAGGUCUCUGUCGGUCAAAGCUGCCAGCGUGCUCAAGGGCUUUCUAAACAAGGAUCCCAAGGAGCGCCUGGGAUGCCAGGUCCAGACGGGCUUCAUAGAUAUCAAGGCACACACAUUUUUCCGCAACAUAGACUGGGACCAGCUGGAGAAGAAAGAGAUGACGCCGCCCUUCAAACCUCAAAUCACUGAUGACUACGGCCUCGAAAACUUCGACACGCAAUUUACUAAUGAGCCAGUGCAGCUAACGCCGGAUGAUGCGGACGUCAUCAAGAAAAUAGACCAGUCCGAGUUUGAGGGAUUUGAAUACAUCAACCCUCUGCUGCUAUCCACAGAAGAGUCUGUAUGAAGGGGAGACCAGCUUCCUCCUUCGCCCACCUUGUGUCUGUCCGAGCUGCCGUCUCAGCCAAUAACACUCGCAAGCCAACUCUGAAAGGCGAGGAGGAGGACAACAGGAAGGAGGACCUCACCCUCUGGACCUUGUCAAUGAGGCAGAGCGAAAUGGGGAACGGGAAAGGUUCCUUCCUGCACCGUUCCGAUUGUUUGUUCGCGUCUUUUCUUGGCAUCCACGAAAAAACAAAGACUUCAAAAACAUUCCCCGACGUUCCACUGUCUUCCCCUGACCUGCUGUUUUUGUCCCUGGGCUUCAUACCACUGUCUUCUAUGAAUGUCCCUCCUCAAAACGAAGCUUUUUAUUCCGUGCCUGCCGUCAUGAACCCGUCUCACAUUCAUGGAGAAAUUGGACAGUCCUGCUGAAGGACUUGAAAUGUUAACUGCACUUUUUUCCUUUUCUUCUUAUUUUUUUAAUCUAUCUUUGGGGAGGGGGCAGUUGAAGGGGCGACGCCUCACACAGAACAAGAAUGUACAAUGACUCAAAAUGAAGUUAUUAUUGUGCAUUAUAAUGUAGGUAGUGAAUCCAGAAUUGACGAUGCCUUUUUAUUGAUGCGAGUGGCACAUUUUCAUCUUAAACACAACAUUUGUUUUUACUACUAACAAAGGGGGGGGGUGAAAACUUUUUAUUUAAGAAGUGCCUCAAAGAUCGUAUUGAUUACCAUGGCUCUGAUUGCACUCUUCUUUUCUCAAAUGUUUCCUAACUCAUUCUGCAUCAGUCAGUCCAGUAUUCGGUGCAGAGCGGUUUAUCUGAAGUCAGCCGGUGCAGAAGCUCGGUGUGUAGAUGGUUGCUGCCAUAUGACCAGAUGGCCGCCGUCCGUACAGUCCGUAUCGGUGAAGGUGUCCACGGGCCUGUCCCAGUCCGCCAGCUUCAGAAGCACAUUAAAGCAGGACGUCAGCUGAAAAACAAAGGCUCCACAGUGUGUGCAGGCGUGCUGGCCGAGCUCAGAUCGCUCUACACCAGCUGCCACUGCGUGACCAUCUGCAGCCAGUUGGAUACGUCAUGUGACCGGUGGGGUGUGCUGUCUUGUGGAAAUGUGUCUUUUUGGGCUCGUUGUGUGUUUCCAUCCUCGCACCAAGGCUGGCUUUAUGUGGUGCAACUCCAGCUCAGUGCCACUGGGACAUGUCUUUUUGCACUAAAAAAAAAUCUUGUUAAACCUCAUCAAUAAAAUUCCAAUGUAUUUUUAAUAGUUUUAUUUGUAGAAGGAUAAAAGAAGGUCUUUAGCGAUGCGCUGAACCACAGAGACACGGUGACUAAUCUGCACUGGGGACUGAUGGACACCAGGACAAAGACACACAGAAACCAGAGCACAGAUACACACUUCAUGUUCUCACUAUCUGCCAUCAGGGCAACACAAAGCUUCUCAUCUUAAUUUAAUGCUUCCACUUAAUUUAAAACUUGUGAUAGGACUCAAUUCAACAUUUUAGACAUUUUUACUUUAUAAUACUGAAAACAAUUGGGAGCUUAUGGAUUAACAAUUGUAAAUAACAACCCUAGUUCUGUCACCUCGCAGAUAUCACUAAUGCAUUCAUGCAAUGAAAUAUAGAUUAGAACUGGAUGACCCUUAAAAAUCGACUAUAUCUAAAAAGAGAUUUCUUGGAGAAGUAUUUUAGAUAACACACAGCCACACGUGUACUCAAAGACAGAAAGACAGGCGCUCAUUUUUACAACUCACCCCCAUUUCCACCGUUCCAACGUCUCCUAGCAACAAGUCACAUGACACAUUAACAGACUGAAUCACCCAAAAGAGAUGUUCUAUUUCUCCAUCGAGCUGUCAGAC